Messenger RNA from Rotaria sp. Silwood2, 777 nucleotides. The record is from the annotation of a GenBank genome assembly. Lineage: Eukaryota; Metazoa; Rotifera; Eurotatoria; Philodinida; Philodinidae.
AUGUCAUUUAAUAAAUUUUUAUCGACUAGCACAAAUUUUCAGACUUCGCAUGCAUUUGCUGAAAGCAACAAAAAUAGUGAGGAAUUGAUUGGUAUUCUUUUUGAAAUUACUAUUGAUUGUUCAAUUUCAUCGACACCAUUUGCAAACAUUAGUCAUAUGAGUCAUUUUCCUGAAGAAAAUGAAAUUCUCUUUUCGACACAUACUAUUUUUCGAAUUGGCGACAUUUCGGAAAUGGAUGAUAGUCAACAGUUCUGGCGCGUAAAACUCAUGUUGACUGGUGAUAAUGAUGAUGAACUCAAUGCGCUUACAGAGCGAAUGCGAGAGGAAAUACAAGGAUUAACAGGUUUCCAUAGACUUGGUCAAUUGCUUAUUAAAGUUGGUGAAUUUAAUAAAGCCGAACAUGUGUACAAUAAUAUUGUCGAAACAACAACAGACGCUUGUGAGAAAGCCCUUAUUUAUAAUCAAUUAUGUCAUAUCAAAGAUAAUUGUGGAGAUUAUACGAAUGCAAUCGUAUUUUACGAGAAAUCACUUGAAAUUCACCACGAUCAACAACCUUCAAAUGAUAUUAUUUUAGCUGUCACAUACAACAAUCUGGGUUUAGUCUAUCAUAAUAAAGGAGAAUUUCCAACUUCAAUUUCAUUUUAUGAGAAAACACUUGAAAUAUAUGAGAAAAAUCCAACUGAAAGUUAUUCAAAAUUGGCAUUAACGUACUGUAAUAUACAGAUUGAUUACGUUAUUUUUAAUAGUUUUGUGUCGUUUGCUGUAUAUAUGCAAUAA